Molecule: messenger RNA, 1224 nt
Organism: Plasmopara halstedii
Lineage: Eukaryota; Oomycota; Peronosporomycetes; Peronosporales; Peronosporaceae
Product: agc protein kinase
Exons: 1
Coding region: 1-1224 (407 amino acids)
Biological process (GO): protein phosphorylation
Molecular function (GO): protein serine/threonine kinase activity; ATP binding
Source: RefSeq, a predicted model, not a curated record
AUGGCGGAAGUGCUGCCUUCCUUGUCAACGGAUCGCUGCGAUCUGACCUUACAAACUACAAGUGAUUCGCACAUUGGCAGCUCCACCAAGAAACGUCCAUUGUCGCCCACGCGACUUUUGAACGAGGAGCCUGAUGUCGCGACCGACAAUCUGAUGACUCCCAGACCGACAGUUGCCUUGAGCAGUUCUGCAAGUCCUAAGUGUGAGUCUGCUGCCGGCAUCGACCCCCUUCAGCUCAAACUUAUUAAAGUGAUUGGUCGAGGAACGUUCGCGCGUCAAGUAGCGCUUGCCCGACACUGCAAGACGCACGAAGUCUAUGUCAUCAAAACUUUGGAUAAAAUUAAGCUUCUACAACGAAAGCAAGUUGUACACACGCUUACGGAGAGGAAGGUGCUCGAAAAACUGAGUGGCCACCCUUUCAUCGUCAAGCUUUACUCUGCUUUCCAAACAGAUCACGAUGUUAACUUUGUGCUUGAGUAUUGCCAAGGAGGUGAACUCUUCUUUCAUCUGCAGCAGCAAUUUGCUCAAAAGUUCGACGAGAACACAACACGAUUUUACGCUGCUGAAGUUCUUGCGGCCUUGAAUGAGCUGCACGGAAAUGGUAUCGUAUACCGUGAUUUGAAACCUGAAAACGUUCUGCUGGAUGCUCAAGGACACGUGAAGCUGGCCGAUUUUGGAUUUGCUAAACAGGACAUGGUCCCUGGACAGCGUACAUACUCCUUCUGUGGCUCACCCGAGUACUUAUCACCCGAGAUGGUCAAGAAGACUGGACACGAUAUGGGGACAGACAUGUGGUCCUUUGGCUGCUUUAUAUACGAAUUGUUAACUGGCUCACCACCCUUUCAAUGCAAUGAUAUCCAACGGCUUUUUCGUUUGAUUCAGCAAGGCCGUGUAUGGUAUCCACCGUAUCUCUCUGGCCACGCAACUUCACUGCUUAAGGGUUUGCUUUGCGUCAAUUCCGAUAGUCGUCUCACAGUAUCACAGGCCAUGAAGCAUCCAUUUUUUACCUUGUCAGUGAACUGGGACGAGCUAAUCCAGCGUCAGGUACCACCACCGAUUGUGCCUUCGUGCCACGGCUGUGAAUCUACAGACAACUUUGAUGACGGUUUUACUAAUGCGCCAGUGAUGUCGCUUAAACUUCCAUCGGGCGACCUCGUUAAACGUAUUCGGCGCGACGACUGCCUUUCAUUAGGCUCUCAAGCUGAUGAAUUUCAAGACUUUUAA